ACGAGUUGCUCUGGCCUGGCGGAGAGGACGAAUCCAGUUUUAUCUGCAGGCCGGCCGGCUGCUCCCACCACCCGCUCGAUCUUCACCCGCCACGCCCACGCACGAAAUAUACCCACCCAAACGCGUUUGAUAUCUGAAAACCACGAGCUGAUCGGUACGGCAGGGAACGUGCGUCCUGUAGCGGCGGAGGAAGCAAUGGAGGCGGCAGUAGCGGCGGAGGUGAGCAACAAGAGGGUGAUCCUGAAGCGGCACGUGACGGGGUUCCCCACCGAGGACGACAUGGAGGUCGUCACGGCGACGGUGAGCCUGGCCGUCCCGCCCGGGUUGGCGGCGGUGGUGGUGAAGAACCUCUACCUCUCUUGCGAUCCCUACAUGCGCAGGCGGAUGACCAAGCACUCGGAGCCCAGCUACCCGGAAUUCGUCCUCGGGGAGGUUAUAACUACUUUUGGCGUGAGCAAGGUGGUAGAAUCCGGGCACCCGGAUUUCAAGGCAGGUGAUCUGGUGUGGGGAAUGACAGCAUGUGAAGAAUACACCUUGAUCAAUAAGCCUGGGUCGAUUUUCAAGAUCAACCACCCUGAAUUACCGCUGUCAUACUACACAGGUGUUCUUGGCAUGCCUGGCCUUACUGCAUUUUCUGGAUUCUUCAACGUGGCCAAGCCAAAAAAAGGCGACUAUGUCUUUGUAUCGGCGGCAUCAGGCGCCGUCGGACAGCUUGUUGGGCAGCUUGCCAAGAUCACAGGCUGCUAUGUGGUUGGCAGUGCUGGUUCUGAUGAGAAGGUCAACCUCCUGAAAACAAAGUUUGGAUUCGACGAUGCCUUCAACUACAAGAAGGAGCAUGACCUCAACGCCGUGCUAAAGAGGUGCUUCCAGCAGGGCAUCGACAUCUACUUCGACAAUGUUGGUGGCACGAUGUUAGAUGCGGCACUACUCAACAUGAGGCUGCACGGGCGGGUGGCCGUGUGCGGGAUGAUCUCGCAGUACAACUUGGAGCAUCCUGAGGGCGUGCGCAACCUCGCAUGCGUCGUCACCAAGCGCAUCCGCAUAGAGGGGUUCCGAGUGAUAGAGUACUUCGGCACCUACCGCAAGUUCGAAGAGGAGAUGGCGGGUCACCUCAAGGAAGGAAACAUUACAUACAUGGAGGAUGUCGCCGAGGGGAUCGAGAAGGUGCCGGCGGCACUUGUCGGGCUCUUCUACGGGCGCAACAUCGGAAAGCAGUUGGUGGCCAUUGCACCAGAGUGA
This is a messenger RNA of Triticum aestivum (bread wheat), 1239 nucleotides long. RefSeq names its product 2-alkenal reductase (NADP(+)-dependent)-like. NCBI's taxonomy places the organism in Eukaryota, Viridiplantae, Streptophyta, Magnoliopsida, Poales, Poaceae. The record is from RefSeq and is a predicted model, not a curated record. Gene Ontology annotation, molecular function: 2-alkenal reductase [NAD(P)H] activity. The transcript has 5 exons. Bases 196 to 1239 code for a protein of 347 amino acids.